AUGCUUGACAUACCCGACAAAACGCCGGAGUCUGACGGGUGGGUUACCAUCGAGACGGACAGCAUCUAUAAGGACCUGCGGGUCAUGGGCUAUGACUACGGCUCCAAAUUCCGGAAACUCAAGAACAUAAAGACCCGAGACUUCGACACAAUGCACGGGCAGGUCGAGUGGGACGGCAAUUGGGUCACAUUCAUUGAUUCCCUCCUGCAAUCUAUGGCCAUUAUGGUGCCCUUCCGGAAGCUCAUUGUACCGGUGAUGAUAAAGUCGCUGAAAUGUGACCCCCGGGUGCUGUUUGACGCCCUCGAGCGCAACAAAGUGGCGGAACUGGAGACCGAGUUUAACGAGGAGGCGAUGCUGGACGAGGUGGUCGAGCGGGACGGGCCCGAGGAGUCCGAGGAGUUCCAGCAGGAGAUGAAGGAGAAGUCUCAGGAGCUGAUGGAUAAGUACCUGAGCCAACGGUUUCACCUGUACAAGUCGAUUAUUCCCUUCCACGUGAACAUGUCCUCCAAGAUGGCGGUGACCUAUGGGGUGGAGGUGGAGGACGUGUUCACCCUUCCCCUGACCCGCAAGUCUAACGUUCAGGAUCUCAAGCUAGAGAGCUAUCAGUUCGCGGCCAACGAGGACACGAUGGCCAUGGAUGAGAGGGACAGGCUGUAUGUGAUGGACUAUAUUAAGGUAUGCUCAACGCUGGCCUUAAAACUGAAACACAUAUUAGGCUUAAAUGACAUCAAAUCGGAGCCAAACCCGGCUAAUAAUACUAAUCACACGAAUGAAUUGAUUGAGAAAUACGUGAAGAAUAUCAAAGAGGAUGAGGUUAUGCUUAAGAUAUACCACGAGUUGAUCCAAUCGUCGUCCGACGAGAACAAGAACUUAGAUAAAGAGUUGGCCCAAAAAAGCUUAAAUAAACUGCGGGACGACUUGUCUGGAAAGACACCUCCGUAUGACAUAUCGGCUGACCUCACGAAUCACGUGUCGAAGAACGAGCACUUGAUCCGAGCGAUGGUCGACAUCGUCAGCGAGAAUAACGUACCGAAAAAGGAGAUCAAAGUCCUGGAGAUCAAUACGGAUGGCGGGGGAGGGCUGAUGGCCGCGGAAGUGGACUCCUACUUGGCGUCGGCCGCCCUCUACCCCAUUGACGUGACCUAUAAUAUAGCCGUGAAGUCGAUGGACGCCAUACCCGACCAGUUCCGCAACAAGACGUUUAAACUUCUUGAAUGGAAUCCCAAAGAGUCGGCCUUUCCGUCCGAUAUAUCACCGAAGGAUCUGAUUAUCACCAAAGACUCGGUCGACUUGUGGGCCUUAGACCUGGAGAACCAUUUGCAGGAGUGUCACGACGUGUUGAUGGAAAGGGGGUUCUUGAUGACGGUGUUCCGCACACACACCACACCACCGGAGCUCAUGCUAAGGGAACUGUUGGGCCAAAAGUCGGCCAAAAGUAGCGCAGAGUUGGAGAAACGGGUGGCCGAGUACGUGGCGGAGGCCAACAAAAUGGGCUUCAACUCGGUCGACUUGUGGGCGUUAGACCUGGAGAACCAUUUGCAGGAGUGUCACGACGUGCUGAUGGAAAGGGGGUUCUUGAUGACGGUGUUCCGCACACACACCACACCACCGGAGCUCAUGCUAAGGGAACUGUUGGGCCAAAAGUCGGCCAAAAGUAGCGCAGAGUUGGAGAAACGGGUGGCCGAGUACGUGGCGGAGGCCAACAAAAUGGGCUUCAGUCUGAUUGGGCGCCGACACGACUCGAUUGGCGCCAUGGCUUUGCUGUUCCGCAAAGUGGUGUCCGAAGUGGUGGUGCCCGCGAAGAAGCAGAUCAUCGAAAUCGACGCCAAUUACGAGCAAUGGUUUGAGGCGUUGAAGCAGCGGAUGAUCGACAGCAAAGACGACGACAACAGAGAACCGAUUUGGCUGAUCGCCAGCAACACAGGCACUGACCGAUCGUCCAUCAGCGGUAUCGUAGGUUUGGUAAACUGUCUUCGUCUGGAACCGGGAGGCGAUGCCAUUAGGUGUCUGUUCGCGAGCGACGACUCCGUGAAAAUGCCGCUGAAUUUUGGCGAAAAACCAUUUUCCCAGUUAUUGGCCAACGAUUUGGCGGUGAAUGUGGUCCGAGACGGCCGACUGGGCACAUAUAGGCACCUGACUCUGCAUCGGGAGUACGAUCGGGUGCCGUCGAGCGACUACUUUCUGAAUGUGACCGCAAACAAAGAUCUGUCGAGUUUGCAGUGGUUUGACGCCAAACACUUGUCGCCACCCGUGGGCCCCACCCACGACCUGUCCAACAAUCCCAUCAAUCACAUCAAAUGCGAUGUCUAUGCGGCCGGCCUUAACUUCCGGGACGUCAUGUUUGCCACAGGCCGUAUAGCUGCCGGCCCGCAGUCGCUAUUCAUGGACUGCCUGAUAGGGUUUGAGUUCGCCGGUCGGCGUCAGGACAAUGGGCAACGGGUUUGCGGAUUCAAUAUGAGCCAGUGUUUCGCCACCGGAGUCACCGUCAAUGACCGGCUCGCAUCGCCCGUUCCCGAGAACUGGACGAUGGAGGAGGCGAUCACUGUAUUGAGCACUUAUAGCACCGUAUGGUAUGGACUCAUUAAACGGGCUAACCUUAUCAAAGGAGAGCGUAUUUUGAUUCACUCGGGCGCCGGUGGUGUUGGACAGGCAGCCAUCAGCGUAUGCCAGUACUACGGGUGCGAAAUAUACGUAACAGUAGGCACUGAUGAUAAGCGACAGUUCCUUCAGAAAGAGUUCGGAAUACCUGCCGACCAUAUAUUCAGUUCGCGAGACAUUCAAUUCAAAUACGCUAUAAAACAGGCGACAAAAGGAAAGGGCGUUAAUCUGGUGCUCAACUCAUUGACCGGCGAUAAACUGGACGCCAGUUAUGACAUAAUCGCCGAUUGCGGCCGUUUUGUAGAGAUUGGCAAAUAUGACCUGCAAUUGAAUAAGCAAUUAGGUAUGUUCUCGUUCCUGAGGGACGUGGCGUUCAUCGGCGUGUCUGUGGACAUUAAGAUGUAUCUGGAGAACGGCUUUACGGACGACUUCUUCAAGUGGAUGCACGCGAACGCCGCCAACGGCUGCAUCCGACCCAUCAAUCGGACGGUGUUUGCGGCCAAUGAGGCGGAGAAGGCGUUCCGAUACAUGACGACCGGUAAACACAUCGGGAAAAUACUGCUUCGCAUUCGGCCUGAGGAACAGCCCCGACAGCAGACCCUCAAAGGGAACGGUAGUGUAGCACCAGCUCUGGCACUGACCACUAUAGCGAAGACCUACUUCCACCCAAAUAAGGUGUAUAUAAUUACCGGAGGGUUGGGUGGGUUUGGUAUAGAGCUGGCUCACUGGAUGAUAACCCUGGGGGCCCGUAAGAUAGUGUUGACCUCCAGGGUUGGCGCCAAAAGUGAUUACCAGAAGUUUGUGAUCAAACGGCUCCAGUGUUUCGGGGAACGGCUGCGCAUGUUUGACGCCAAAGUCCACGUGUCGACCGCGGACUGUAGUACCAGUGCCGGCGCCCGACAGUUACUGUCUGAGGCCCAGACUCUGGGGCCCGUCGGAGGGGUAUUUCAUUUAGCACUUGUGUUGAACGACCAGUUGCUGGAGAACCAGACGUACGACAAGUUUGCGGAGACUAUCGACUCGAAGGUUAGGUGCUUCCAGAAUUUGGAUCAAACAACGAGAUCCCUGGCCAUGGAUUUGGAUUACUUUGUGUGCUUCUCGUCGGUCAGUUGCGGUAAAGGCAACUCCGGUCAGAGUAACUACGGUUACGGGAACUCCGUUUGCGAACGCAUUUGCGAGCAGAGACAGAGGGACGGCCUGUCCGGUCAGGCUAUACAGUGGGGACCCAUAGAUGAUGUGGGGGUUAUCGCCGACUCCGAUAAGUUCUCCACGUUUUCCGGUGUCGUUAAGCAACGGAUCAACUCUUGUUUGGAUAUUUUGGAUAAAUUACUGCAAACUAAGCACCCGAUUGUCUCGUGUGUUGUGCGAGCCAAGCGUCAGUUAGCGUCGGGCACCAGGGAGUCGCGUAUUGUGGCCCAGAUAUGGAUGGCGUUGGGCAUCGACCCGAACACCACACCCGACCACUUGACUCUGGGCGAGAUCGGCAUGGAGUCGGUGUUUGCCGUCGAGUUUCAACAGGGAUUGGAAAGGGAUUACGACAUCAAACUCACGCUGAAUGACAUCAAAAACAUAACCAUUCGUAAUAUGAAGGACUUCGAGGCCGGAAACGUGGAGGUGUUCCGCCAGUUGGCGCGGGAUAUACGUGAAGCGCGCGACAAACUGAGCAAGAUCAAGUUUAUUAUACCGUCCGACACCUAUACCCGGCUCAAUUCGGGCAAAACUGGUAAACCCGUGUACUUCUUGCCCCCAUUGGAGGGUAUAUUCGCGUCGUUGGAGGCGUUGGCCGAGAAAAUGGAUCGCCCGGUGAUUGGCCUCAACUGGACGGCCGACAUGGAGGGCGUGACUGACAUGAAGUCCAUAACCGACUACUACUUGAAUCUGUUGAAAACCCUACAGCCCUCCGGAGGGUAUGACAUUGUGGGCCACUUUUAUGGUGCACUACUGGCCGUUAAGAUGUUGCGCCGGAAGAACACUUCCGUGAAUAAGACGGUUAUCAUUGAUCUGAUGAGCGAGACUCAGAUGACCGACGAGAUGCUGAGCGAUGAAUAUCUCGUGGAACUGAUCACGAAAUUCAUAUCCAAAGACUUGCCGCAAGUGGUGAAGGAUAAGCUGCUCAGAGAUAUG
This is a messenger RNA of Oppiella nova, 4722 nucleotides long. The record is from the annotation of a GenBank genome assembly. NCBI's taxonomy places the organism in Eukaryota, Metazoa, Arthropoda, Arachnida, Sarcoptiformes, Oppiidae.